Molecule: messenger RNA, 1076 nt
Organism: Lycium ferocissimum
Lineage: Eukaryota; Viridiplantae; Streptophyta; Magnoliopsida; Solanales; Solanaceae
Exons: 7
Coding region: 111-791 (226 amino acids)
Cellular component (GO): mitochondrion; cytosol
Molecular function (GO): peptidyl-tRNA hydrolase activity
Source: RefSeq, a predicted model, not a curated record
AUCAAUAAUCCCUCUACGACGCCGUUGUAUACGUUUGUGUGCAAGUAAUCACAGCCCCAUCACUCCACACUCUUCCUCUCUUUGUUUUCUGUCAAACCAACCAAAGCUCAAUGCGUAUCUUCAAUAGCAGCACUUCCCACUCUUCCAAGAAGAAGGAGGAAAAAGAAUGGCUAGGAGCAAGUUUCAAGCCAGAGAAUUUUAUUCCUGGAAUAGUUAUUGGUUUCAUUCUUGGGUUGUUGUUGGAUUUGACUAAGCCUUCCAAAAGUAGUACUAGUAACACUUUGAAGAAGACUAGUCAUUUGCUUAGUAGAAAUCAUCCUGAAAAGAUUUUGGCCUCAUCUAAGGCUGAUGAAGACCUCAAAAUGGUAUUAGUUGUCAGACAAGACCUGAAAAUGGCACAAGGAAAAGUUGCAUCUCAGUGUGCUCAUGCUGCUACUGGCAUGUAUGCAGACCUUAUGCAAAGUGAUCGGUAUCUUUUGAGGCAAUGGGAGCAAUGCGGACAGCCCAAAAUAGUUGUUACCUGCAAGAAUCAGCAAGAAAUGUCGCAUCCGGCUCAAGGACAGUUCUUGCAGUUGGACCAGGUUUUCAUCUACGUAGAAUGCUCACUUCUAACUAGCCAGUUCUAUGGCAGUCAGAAUAAACUUCUGCACAUCCUAACCACUUUUGUUGACAGUUGUAAGAUCUCUUUUAGAACAGUCCCCAAAUCAUCAUUUGCUCUUUUCAUAAAAAAAACUGAAAUGUUUAAAUUCCAUAAUAGGUUUUUAAAGCUAAAUUUCAUUAAUAGUUUAUGAGAUGCCGCAAAUUUAAUUCCAUCACUUAAACAAAAGAAAUAGUUGGAACAACCUUUUUGACGGAUGUUAAGAGAUUAUUUCAAAAUGUUGGGGAACAGUUAAUAAAAAUCCUAUGAAAGGGGAUAAAACUUGUGCAUUGGUGCACCUUUCGUACAAAUCAAAUAUGUAUUUUGUUAUUCUUGAGGAUACUCCUUGUUUUACACCUAUUAUUUUGUGGGAUAGCAUGCUAGCUCGGUUGGUGUUUGCGCCCAACUUGUACUCAAAUCUCUUUGGUGCGAUGCUCAA